GAAUCAUCAAUAGCACCGGUAAACUGUGGAAGGAUCAGCGUCGCUUUUUGCACGAAAAACUACGCCAAUUCGGCAUGACUUAUAUGGGAAAUGGAAAGCAUGUUAUGGAGAAGCGUAUUAUGACCGAGGUGCACGAAUACAUUCACAACUUACGCGUCUCCGAAGGUCAGCCUAUGGAUAUGGCGCCCGCCAUCAGUGUAGCCGUUAGCAAUGUCAUUUGCAAUAUUAUGAUGUCCGUACGUUUCUCCAUUGAUGAUCCGAAAUUCCGUCGAUUCAAUUUCCUCAUCGAAGAGGGUAUGCGUUUGUUUGGUGAAAUACACACAGUCGACUACAUACCCACCGUACAGUAUUUCCCAUCAAUUUUGACUGCCAAAACGAAAAUCGCUAAAAAUCGCGAAGAGAUGCAGAAAUUCUAUCGCGACGUGAUCGAUGACCACAAAAAGAGCUUUGAUCCAGCGAAUAUAAGGGAUUUAGUUGAUUUCUAUUUGGUUGAAAUUGAGAAGGCGAAGGCGGAGGGACGUGAUGAAGAGCUGUUCGAUGGCAAAAAUCAUGACGAACAAAUCGUUCAAGUCGUCAUCGAUCUCUUCUCCGCCGGCAUGGAAACGAUCAAAACCACUUUGCUCUGGAUUAAUGUAUUCAUGCUGCGCAAUCCCGAAGCGAUGAGAUGCGUACAAGAGGAGCUCGAUCAGGUUGUCGGUCGUCAUCGGUUGCCCUCCAUUGAGGAUUUGCAAUUUUUGCCAGUGACCGAAUCGACAAUUUUGGAGUCGAUGCGCCGUUCGUCCAUUGUGCCGCUCGCGACUACACACUCGCCCACAAGAGAUGUCGAAGUGAAUGGUUACAAAAUCCCUGCCGGUUCGCACGUCAUUCCACUCAUAAACAGCGUACACAUGGAUCCCAAUCUCUGGGAGAAGCCCGAAGAAUUCAAUCCACGUCGCUUCCUGGACGCCGAAGGUAAGGUGCGCAAACCCGAGUAUUUCAUCCCCUUCGGCGUGGGACGUCGCAUGUGCCUUGGCGAUGUGUUGGCACGCAUGGAGCUUUUCCUCUUCUUCUCCUCAUUUAUGCAUUGCUUCCAUAUAACGUUGCCCGAAGGUCAACCGCUGCCCAGCUUGAAGGGUAAUGUGGGCGCCACCAUUACACCCGAGACAUUCAAGGUGUGCCUAACGCCACGACCGCUGAUACUGAAUACACACACUGUGGAACCACAUCAUAUGCGCAAUGUAGGCGCAAAUUAAGUGGCCAUAAGAAUCACCGAGCGGAAAGAGAGCGCCUGCGGUUGUGGGAGUGAGAAGGUGAUAUACAAUGGUGCAUAGCGUGUGCGCGUGUUACCAUGAUGGCGCGCAUUGCUGCAAAUGUGCGAGCACGAAAGUGAGAAAAAGAGAGAGAGAGAGAGAUGGAGAGAUAGAGAGAGAGCGGUAACGUAUGUACGCGCAUAAUGUUAUGAACAAGCGUUUAGCAAGAGAGCUGUUUAAACAAAGCAUACGCGAGUGCAUGCGCGGCGCAUGCGUUGAAAUGCGUUUCCAGGGCACGGUUUUGUUCCUAAUUGACGACAGUCGAUAAAACCAACAAACUUUUUAAAAUACAAUAACAACAAAUAAGCUAAGCGAUGCAGUAAACUGUAAUUAUGACAGUAGUUAGGUAUCUUGGCAGAGAGCGAGCAGCACAACGAACUAGGAAGUUUAGAUAUUUUUCAAGCUUUGUACAAGAGAGAGAGCGAGAGAGAGAGAGAGAGUAGAGGGACAAAGCGGAGAAAAAUACAACGUUUUAUAGUUUUCUUGAAUACAUUCAAACUUUAUAGUAUUUUUAUUUAAAUAUUUAAUGCUACUUAAGUGGCACUUAAGUGACAGUUAAGUAAUUUUAAUCAUUUGUAUUAUCACUUAGAGUGCUUAUAAGCUAAAAAAGCGCAUAGAACUUAACGCGCAUUGGUACAGUCACUUUGGCAAAAGCUUAGUUAAUUGCUGCUGUUUAGGUUAAGCACUCACUUAAGCUGCUGCCAAACAGACGUAGGUAAGCGCUAAUAUAUACAUAUUUACGUAGGCAUAUCUUUAUUUAUGUAUGCAUUUAAACCGCAAGCCAGCCAAGUAAUCAACCAAUAAAUUUUUGUCAACAUGUUCUAUUCUAGCACCCCCAAGAAGCUGUGUUCAGUAAAUUUAUGCAUUUAUAUUUUGUAUAAAUAAAUUAUUUGUUAGUGUGUAUCUUGCACACAUACAUACACAUACAUUUGUACGUAGAUUUGUGUAAGAUUCAUAGGUAAUUAAUUUAAGUCAACUGUGGUUUAGUUUUAUACUCCAUCUAGAAUAUUGUAUGUAUGUAUGUAUAGAAACUAGUUAAGAAUUACUUAGAAGCUUACGUUGGAGGGCGAAAUAGAAAAUAUGAUAGGAAAAUCGUGAACAAACUAAAAAAUAUUAAAAAAAAAU
Rhagoletis zephyria (snowberry fruit fly) is the source of this 2414-nucleotide messenger RNA. RefSeq names its product Cytochrome P450 18a1 (gene Cyp18a1). Lineage: Eukaryota; Metazoa; Arthropoda; Insecta; Diptera; Tephritidae. The record is from RefSeq and is a predicted model, not a curated record. Gene Ontology annotation, biological process: xenobiotic metabolic process. Gene Ontology annotation, molecular function: oxidoreductase activity, acting on paired donors, with incorporation or reduction of molecular oxygen, reduced flavin or flavoprotein as one donor, and incorporation of one atom of oxygen; steroid hydroxylase activity; iron ion binding. Gene Ontology annotation, cellular component: cytoplasm; intracellular membrane-bounded organelle.